Messenger RNA from Pteronotus mesoamericanus, 3435 nucleotides. RefSeq names its product peptidylprolyl isomerase like 4 (gene PPIL4). The coding region runs from base 49 to 1527 and encodes 492 amino acids. Gene Ontology annotation, molecular function: RNA binding; peptidyl-prolyl cis-trans isomerase activity. The record is from RefSeq and is a predicted model, not a curated record. The transcript is spliced from 13 exons. Gene Ontology annotation, cellular component: nucleus. Gene Ontology annotation, biological process: protein peptidyl-prolyl isomerization. Lineage: Eukaryota; Metazoa; Chordata; Mammalia; Chiroptera; Mormoopidae.
CGCCUGUCAACCCCGGCGUUUGCUCCUCGAGAAGGCGGAGCAGACGCCAUGGCGGUUCUGCUGGAGACCACUCUGGGCGACGUCGUCAUCGACUUGUACACCGAGGAGCGGCCGCGCGCUUGCUUGAACUUCCUGAAGCUAUGCAAAAUAAAAUAUUACAAUUAUUGCCUUAUUCACAAUGUACAGAGGGAUUUUAUCAUACAAACUGGUGAUCCUACAGGGACUGGCCGUGGAGGAGAAUCUGUUUUUGGUCAACUGUAUGGUGAUCAAGCAAGGUUUUUCGAUGCAGAAAAAGUGCCAAGAAUUAAGCACAAGAAGAAAGGCACUGUGUCCAUGGUGAACAAUGGCAGUGAUCAGCAUGGAUCUCAGUUUCUUAUUACCACAGGAGAUAAUCUAGAUUACCUGGAUGGUGUUCAUACAGUGUUUGGUGAGGUGACAGAAGGCAUGGACAUAAUUAAGAAAAUUAAUGAGACCUUUGUUGACAAGGAUUUUGUACCAUAUCAAGACAUCAGGAUUAAUCAUACAGUGAUUUUAGAUGAUCCAUUUGAUGACCCUCCGGAUUUAUUAAUUCCUGAUCGGUCACCAGAACCUACUAGGGAACAACUAGAUAGUGGUCGAAUAGGAGCAGAUGAAGAAAUUGAUGAUUUCAAAGGAAGAUCAGCUGAAGAAAUAGAAGAGAUAAAGGCAGAGAAAGAGGCCAAAACUCAAGCGAUUCUAUUAGAAAUGGUGGGAGACCUACCUGAUGCAGAUAUUAAACCUCCAGAAAAUGUGCUGUUUGUGUGUAAACUGAAUCCAGUGACCACAGAUGAGGAUCUGGAGAUAAUAUUUUCAAGAUUUGGGCCAAUAAGAAGUUGUGAAGUUAUUCGUGAUUGGAAGACAGGAGAAUCCCUCUGUUAUGCUUUUAUUGAAUUUGAAAAGGAAGAAGAUUGUGAGAAAGCAUUCUUCAAAAUGGACAAUGUGCUUAUAGAUGACAGAAGAAUACAUGUGGAUUUUAGUCAGUCUGUUGCAAAGGUCAAAUGGAAAGGAAAAGGUGGAAAAUAUACCAAGAGCGAUUUCAAGGAGUAUGAAAAAGAACAAGAUAAACCAUCUAAUUUGGUUCUGAAAGAUAAAGUAAAGCCCAAACAGGAUGCAAAAUAUGACCUUAUCCUGGAUGAGCAGGCAGAGGACUCAAAGUCAAGUCACUCCCACACAAGUAAAAAACACAAGAAGAAAACCCGUCACUGCUCUGAAGAAAAAGAAGAUGAGGACUACAUGCCAAUCAGAAAUACCAAUCAGGAUAUCUACAGAGAAAUGGGGUUUGGUCACUAUGAAGAAGAGGAAAGCUGCUGGGAAAAACAAAAGAGUGAAAAGAAGGACCGACCUCAAAACCGAAGUCGCAGCCGAUCUCGAGAAAGAGAUGGCCACUAUAGCAAUAGUCACAAAUCCAAAUACCAAACAGAUCCCUAUGAAAGAGAAAGGAGUAAAAAGAGAGACCGAAGCAGGAGUCCCAAGAAAUCCAAAGAUAAAGAAAAAUCUAAGUAUAGAUGAAAAUGAAGAAUCAGACAGGAGUGGCUAAAAUAUUUACUCAUCUAGCUUAGAGUAAUAGAUGUUCAGAUUUUGUGUCAAAGCAGUUAAAGACUGCUUGUUUUUUUUCCACAUUCUAAUUGUGUUCUUUUAUAUUAAUACUGAUUGUGUAGUGCACAGAAAGACAAUAAAGAAUUGAACAUUUUCUUUGUAUACUUUUUUACGCUAAUUUUCUUGUUAUACAUAAAUAGUAGUCUUCAUUUUUCAAGUCUUUAACAUUUUCCACUUUUUAAAAUGAAGUAUUUCAUACCUACAAAAAUAUCUGUGUCCCAUCGGCCAGCUUAGGAAAUGAAUAUUACCUGCAUUUUAGAAGUCCCUUAUGUGCCCUUUCCUUCUCAAGUAAUAAUUAUGAGUUUUGUGUUUGUUGUUCUCUUGCUUGUUAUAGUUUUAUAACAUAUGUAUCCCUAAACAAAAUGCUAAGUUUUGUAUGUUUUUGAAUUUAUAUAAAUGGUAUAAUGUAUGCUCAUUUCUGUGACUUGCUUUAUUCAACUUAGUCCAGUACUUUUUGAGAGUGACUCACUUUUAUUGCUAUAUAGUUUUAUGAGGUCUAUCUAGAAAAAGUCCAGCCUUUGUUAAUAUAACGAGAAUGUUUUGUGCAACAUUGAUAUCAAUGUAACUUGACAGCCAAGGAGAGUGGACUGAAAUGCGCAUGCAUGAACAAUGAUGACUUCACUGUACUAGUCAGUGGGCCUGGUAGACCAACGUUGAGCGAGCAUGUGUACUGUGUGACCAUCACAUUCAAAAUGACUGAGCAAGUAGAGCAACAAGUCUGUUAAGCUUGAACAUUCCUCUGUGAAACUAUUUGAAUAAUCAGAAGGCCACAGCUAUGGGCAGCUGGUGAUUGGCAAGCUUCAUCACAACAAUAUGCCCGCUCAUGCAUCAUGUCUAGUGCAGAGUAUUUUGACAAAACGUCAAAUCACCCAGGUGACUCAGACGCCCUACAGCCCAGAUUUCGCGCCCUGCAACUUCUGGCUUUUCCCCAAAUUAAAAUCACCUUUGAAAGGGAAGAGAUUUCAGACCAUCAAUGAGAUUCAAGAAAAUACAAUGGUGCAGCUGAUGGCAAUGGGAAGAACUUUGUGAGGUCCUGAGGUACCUACUUUGAAGGGGCAUCAUUGACGUACAUACAGUGUUUUUUGUAUCUUCAGUAAAUGUCUCUAUUUUUCAUAUUAUAUGUCUGGAUAUCCUCUGGACAGAUCUUAUAUGACUACCCCACAGUUUAUCGGUUCUGUGGAUGGGCAUUUGGGAUUUAUUUGUUUGGCUAUUGCAAACAGUGCUGCUAUGAACAUUGUAUAUCUAGGAGUGAUACUGCUUGGUCAUGGUGUGUGGAUACCUUCAUUUUAUAAGGUAAUGCCAAAUUAUGUUCUGCAGUGGCUGUACCAGUUUAUAUUCUACCAGCACUAUGUGUUACCUUUGUUUCACAUUAUCUCUAACGCUUCUUAAUUUUAGAUUUUAAUUUUGCCAAUCUAGUGGAUGUUAAGUGGCAUGUUGUGUUUUCAAGCAAGAAGGCUGUUAUCUUUGUUCUAUAUGCAAUGUGUUCUUUUUCCCUGGCUGCUUGUAAAUUUUUGAUUUUUAAGCAAUUUGAUUAUGUUGUGCUUGGUGUAGUGUGUUUCAUGUUUCUCCUGCUGGGGCUAUUUACCAGUGGUUUUAUGGUUUUCAUCAAAUUUGGAAAAGUUUUGGCUGUUAUUUCUUCAAUUGUUACUGUCUCUCCUCUCCCUCCGGGACUCCAAAUGUAUGUUAGACCACAUGUUAUCUCACAGUCUGUUUUUUUUGCUUUUUUGUCUUUUUUCUCUUUGUCAAAUUGGCCAGUUUCCAUGGUCAUUUCAUUAAGUUCAUUCAUCUUCUCUCCUGAAGUAUCUAAUCUGUGGAUCCCAU